UAUGAAUGACGGCCGACGCGGCUGUUUCCAAGACACUGUGCCUGUUGUUGCUCUCCCGGCCUUUCUGGCAGCCAGUGGUCCGUGGGAGAAGACUCGCAGAAGCUGCCUCGGAAACCUGGCUCGCGCGGGGUGGGUAGGCGCAGGAGGCUUGUGUCGCUGACACGCUCACGCACCCUCCCUGCCUGGCCGCGCCUCUGCGACCAGGUGACCCAAUGAAAGAAGAAAAUGAAAGGCAUUAAGAAAAGUCUUACAGAAGAAUACCUAUACUUGGACUUUUCUCACCAAAUAGAAGGAUGCAUCUUUCCUCUUCAUACAUCUGUAACUUUGUUUUUGUUGUCAUACUGUGACUGCAAAAUCUUUAAAGUUUGCUUAGUCCUCACUCGAGCAAGUACAGAUAUUUCAUUAAAAAAUGUAGUGCUCCAGGAUGUUGAACUACAAAUUAUUUCAAGACAAGAGCUUCCACCAAUAGUCCAGAAUUGCUGUUUACCUGCAGUAGUGGAAAAACCAGACAAUUUCUGUAGAGCAGGACUUGCUGUCGUACUGAGACACAUAAUCCAGAAAUCAUACGAAGCUGACCCUUCCAAGAAGGAAAUUUUGGAACUUUUGGGUUUUAAGAAGACUUGCUUGAAAGCCUGUGCUGAAGUUAGUCAGUGGACCAGGCUAUGCGAACUCACCAUCCCUUUAGCUAUUGAGAAUUUUCUCAAAGAAGCUUCUGACCAGCACCCAGCUAUCCCCGCGGAAAUACUACAGUUAGAGAAAAAGCUUAGGGAGCCCGUUAGAGUGCAUAAUGAUGACAAACUCCGUCGGCAGAAGCUGAAGCAACAGAAGGCUGCUGGGGUUGGGCCUUCCCUUGCUAAGGAAAAACCAAAGAGCAAGAUGCAUAGACAAGAAAUGUCUGAAGAGUUGGACUCUUCAUCCGAGAGCCUGGAACUGAAGGUGGCAUUCUCAAAGCUCACAGUCUGUGAAGAACCAGCUACCACCAACAGGGAGCCUUCUCAUAUCAGAAAAGCAAAAGCCUCUGACCUUCCGCCUCUGGAGCAUGUGUUUGCAGAGGGCUUGUACUUCACUUUGGCAGAUAUCGUGCUCUUGCCCUGUAUCCAUCAUUUUUUGGUAAUUAUCUGCAAGAAACUUUCUGAAAAGCUGAUGGAAUUUCCACUGCUGGCUGCUUGGUACCAGAGGAUUCAGGAAGUGCCAAGAGUAAAAACAGCAGCUUCUCAGUGUGGGAUCCAGUUUCUCCAUUUACCAGAGUUGCUGACCACCUCAAAUGAACAAGAUUCAAACUUAAGUGAGAUUCCAGGUGUAGAGGAGCAAAAUGAUGCUUCAUUUAUAGGAGGACCAAGACCCACUAUGACCAAGUUAAUGGAAAAAGGCAUUGAAGUGAUGUUUUCUCCCCACCCUUGCCCUACUUGGACUCUUGAUUGGAAUAGUCUUCCUGCAGCAGUGAGCCCAAAGGAAGGUAAAAUGUCCAGUGAUCGAGCUUUGAGGAAGCAGCAGCAGUUAAACAACCUUGUUUAUGUCGUGGCAAAUCAGGCCAAACCUGGUGACAGAAUUGUGGAUUUCUGCAGCGGUGGGGGCCAUGUUGGAAUUGUCCUUGCUCACAUGCUGCCAUCGUGCCAGGUUACAUUAAUAGAAAACAAGGAAUUAUCAUUAAUUCGUGCUAAGAAGAGAAGUGAUGAACUAGGUUUAAGCAACAUUUGGUUCAUUCAAGCAAAUAUGGAGUAUUUUACAGGGAUGUUUAAUAUUGGGGUGGCACUGCAUGCUUGUGGAGUGGCAACAGACAUGGUGAUUGAGCACUGCAUCAAAACACGGGCUUCCUUUGUCACGUGCCCUUGCUGUUAUGGUUUCAUUCAGAACACCUCAAAGUUUAAUUUUCCCAAAAGUGAACAAUUCAAGAAAACUUUAUCAUACAAGGAACACAUGAUUCUGUGUAGGUUUGCGGAUCAGACAGCUGUCCAGCUUCCACCCCAGCGAAGACUUGUGGGAAAACAGUGCAUGUGCCUAGUGGAUCUGGAUCGAGCAAGAGCUGCAGAAGAACGUGGUUACUCCGUUCAAGUAAUAUCCAUGGAGCCAGAGAGCUGCUCUCCCAAAAAUAACAUGAUCGUGGGAGUCCCCAUUUAGAAGGAGAUAUUCACAUUCAUGUUUGGCCAUCCGUCUUCAUGAUGAAAACCCAGUGGCAUUUAGGAGGUUCUUGGCAUAACUAGAAAACAGCAUUAGCCAUAUUGAACUUAUUGUGCUCAGGAAGGAAAGCAGCAGGAAAAUCACGGAAGAAAGGCUGCCUGCAAAGCAUCACAAAUGCUCUUGUAAUGUAUGAUUAAAGGACCGCUGGUUUUCAUAGUGAGAAUCCCCUGAAGUCUCAGCUGCCAACAGAAUAAUACUCACCAGUGGAAGUUCCAUCACUGGAAUAACAAUUUCCUUCUCACUUCACAGCUUUUCUCAUCUUGCCAAUUUGAUGUUCAGUUCAAAACAGUGAAUUGAAGCCUUUGUAAUCAUUGCAGCCUUUAUAAUCAUUUAGAUAUUCAAAUGGAGACCAAAACUAGACUCAGUGGGAUUUGUUGGUUGGUUGGUUGUAUUUUAAACAAUUGUACUUUUUCUAUAAUUUUUUAAAAUAUCCAGUCAGGCAACUACAGUAUGGUUAAAUUUUUAAGCCAGGAUGAGUUGGACUUGUAUUUCAUUUCAUAUACUUCUUUAAAUAUGUUUCCCAUAAAUUACCAACUGAGAUCAUCACUGGUUCAGACAUUUUAUAUGAAGACAUAAAAUACUUGCAGGAAAUUUCCCAUUGUGGGAGUAUGUAAUUGGGACAUAAAUUCUAACUAAUCAGUAAAUACAUUGAUUAAUGAAUUCCAGUUUAUAAAUAAUUACUGAGGAUCCAUUAUUUUCAAGACCCUGGCCUAGAUUCUUCUAAGGAUACAAAGAUGAGUUGCAAGAGACAUGGUCCCUUGCCUAUGGAAAAAAUCAUGUAAAAGAAAAAUUAAUGAAUUCGUUCUUUAUGUCAUAAUAUAAUGUAUGGUCACAGGAUUUGUUUUCCAGAUA
This is a messenger RNA of Callorhinus ursinus (northern fur seal), 3030 nucleotides long. The record is from RefSeq and is a predicted model, not a curated record. Lineage: Eukaryota; Metazoa; Chordata; Mammalia; Carnivora; Otariidae.